AUGACACAAGGACGUCAGCACAUCAAGCUUGACGCUGAUUCUUAUGCAGUUGAAUUAGGAGCUAUUUUGCAACUGAAAUUGCCAGUCAGGGACGCUACCGGGCGAACCGGAGAGCUGGCUCCCGUAGAGAAGGGCACCAUCCACACCAAGCGGCACAGCGGCGAGGACCCUGCCAAGGCCACCGGAGCCAAAGCGCCGGAGACGCCAGGCGCGCGCGCGCAGGACAAGCGUGCGUCCGCGCCGCCCUGCGUCACGCCGCCCGUCGAAGACGAGCCCGCACCGCCCUCUGACGGAGAUGCCACGCCGACGGGCCUGUGCCCAGAGCUGGCGGGCACGCCGACGGGCGGCAGCGCGCCGGCGACGCCGCUGGAGACGCGCGAGCCGCCGCAGCCGCGCCCGCUGCCCAUGCCCGAAUACGGCGGCUUCUUCGCGCUGCUCACCGAGUACCUGCCCGACAACAACCAGCCCAUAUCUGGCUUCCACAGAUGCAACGUGGCGGUGAUGCUGCUGUGCGACGUGGUGCUGGACGGCGUGGAGCUGGACUGGUCCAUCCACGUGCCGCUCAUGCUGCACAUCGUGUUCCUCGGCAUGGACCACACCAG
This is a messenger RNA of Ostrinia furnacalis (Asian corn borer), 602 nucleotides long. Its product is annotated as protein furry-like. Gene Ontology annotation, biological process: neuron projection development; cell morphogenesis. NCBI's taxonomy places the organism in Eukaryota, Metazoa, Arthropoda, Insecta, Lepidoptera, Crambidae. The annotation marks the transcript as partial. The record is from RefSeq and is a predicted model, not a curated record. The transcript has 5 exons. Gene Ontology annotation, cellular component: cell cortex; site of polarized growth.